CCCGCGCCUCCGCCUCCGCGCCGCGACCAUGGAGCGUCCCGCCGCGGGAGAACUAGAUUCCAGUACGUGUGAACAUCUAUCAAGAGAAGAGGAAGAGGCACGAGAGCUGGCACCCAGCCCUGUAGGUUCCCUGACGGACAUGCCGUUUGCUGCUGUAGAUAUCCAAGGUGACUGUGGAGGCCCUGAUGUACCUCAAGGAAACCCAAAGAGAAGCAAAGAAAAUAGAGGCGACAAGGAUGAUCAUGUGAAGAAGAGGAAAAAAGCCAAAAAAGAUUAUCAGCCCAACUAUUUCCUGUCCAUUCCAAUCACCAACAAAAAGAUUACAGCUGGAAUUAAAGUCUUGCAAAAUUCGAUACUACAGCAGGAUAAGCGACUGACCAAAGCCAUGGUCGGCGACGGCUCCUUUCAUAUUACCUUGCUAGUGAUGCAGUUGCUAAAUGAAGAUGAAGUAAACAUCGGUACUGAUGCACUUUUGGCAUUGAAGCCAUUCGUGGAGGAGAUCCUUGAAGGGAAACACUUGACUUUGCCCUUCCAAGGGAUUGACACUUUCCAAGGUCAGGUUGGCUUCGUGAAGCUGGCAGAUGGAGACCACGUGGGCGCGCUCCUGGAGAUAGCAGAGACUGCGAAAAGAACAUUUCAGGAAAAAGGCAUCCUGGCUGGAGAAAGCAGAACUUUUAAGCCCCACCUGACCUUUAUGAAGCUGUCCAAAGCACCGAUGCUCAGGAAGAAGGGAGUGAGAAAAAUCGAGCCUGGGUUGUAUGAACAAUUCAUCGACUACAGAUUUGGAGAAGAACUACUGUACCAGAUAGAUCUCUGCUCCAUGCUGAAGAAGAAACAGAGCAAUGGUUAUUACCACUGCGAGUCUUCGAUCGUGCUCGGUGAGAAGGACCGAAGGGAGCCUGAGGAUGCUGAACUGGUCAGGCUCAGUAAGAGGUUGGUGGAGAACGCCGUGCUCAAGGCUGUCCAGCAGUACCUAGAAGAGACACAGAACAAAAAGCAGCCGGGGGAGGGGAACUCCACCAAAGCUGAGGAGGGAGAUCGGAAUGGUGAUGGCAGUGAUAACAACCGGAAGUGAGAGCUGAAUCCGGUCCCGUCCACUGCCCCUCUGCUAAGUCGCAGACUAACUCACGAUGUGUCUUGUUCAAGCCCUGGAGAUCACCUAGUACUUCUAUGAUUGAUGCGAUUGAUGCGUUCGGUGUUGCUGCGACACAACAGAAAAGAAUGGGGUGCUGGGACCAGCAGAAGAAAUUAAUUUACAGAAGAACAACACUAAGUCCGUGUGCCAUCAACCAUGCACAAGGGAGAGCGGGCGCUUCGGGACGCCUGCCUGACUCACACAGCGGAGGGAGGGAGAGGACUUGCCACAGACAGAAUACUGCCGUUUACAUUGCUUCGAUCCUUUGACUACUUUAUCUGAGGCCAAACCUUGCACACAGCUAUCAAGUGCUAAGUUCAGUUUGUCAUUGUUGAAAUGGCCAUUAGUAUAGUGAGUCCACAAUGUUUCCUGUUAGUCCCCUAUGUGUUGUUUGUUACCACACGGUGAUCUUUAUUUACAGUAAAUUAAGUUUCCUGUAAAGUAUAUAUUUUUGGUAAAAUGCAAUCUUUUCUAUGAAAUGUGGGUGAUGUUUUAAAGGUUUUUUAAGCCUUAUUUUGAUAAGUCAGUGUGCCAUAUUUAAUGUACUUCAUUGAUAUUUGUACUUUAAAUGUAUUAUAUAAUUUUUUCCCCUUAGGCAAGAAGCCAGUUGGAACCCAAGACUUAAUUAAUGAAGCUUUGCACCGAGAAAGGAUGGAGCUGAAAUCCAAAGUGAAACAGAUAAAAGAACUUUUGUUAAAGCCUGAGACUCAGGCCAAGAUUAGAAAGGAGCUUUUUGAAGGAAGAGUUUGUAAUAAUGGUAAUCCAACAAGCAAUGCUGAUUUCAACAUGAUUUUGCCAUAGCUCUCCACUGUUGUUAUGCAUGGUAAAAUGUUUAUGAACUCUCAGCCCAUUAAAUAGCUCUUUGGUGAGUAACCAGAGUGUUCUUACUGUUUCUACAAAGCCCACAAACCAACAUUUGGUAAGGAAUUAACAACUUCUUGCCAAAGAAAACAUAUUUUUGCCUUAUCAUGGUCAUCACUAACCAUCACCACCAUCAUCGUCAUUACCAUAAAGUUGAGUUUUAGUAUGUUCGUUUUGGUAUCUUUGACUCAUUUUAUAGAAAUAACUUCUUAAUUAGCUGUUGUAAGAUGUUCCAUGGGGUCCUUGCAGAUAAUAUUGCAUAUAUAUAUAUAUAUAUAUAUAUAUGCACACACACUAUGAAAAGCACUAUGAAAAGUCCUUUAUAGACAAAAACAACAAAACAAGAUAAACCAACAACAGUAUUCUAAGGGUCAUCUGCCUCCUGUUGAUGUGGCCCUUGUCACUUCAGAGGAAGCAUCGUCGGGGCUUGUCCAGUGUCACAGUCCUUUUACUGAGAGUUUGAAUGCUUAUUGAUAUCAGUACUUGAAUGAACAUUAGUAAGUGUAAUCAUUGUAGUCAUGGGUUAAGAAUGUUUUAUAAUAUCUAUAUUAUUAUUUUUCACUGAUAAAAGUACAGUUGCUUUUUUUUUUUUUAAUUUCUUAGUGAAGAAUGUUCAGGGCUCUUAUUUCCUACUCUAUGAAGAGAAGCCCAAGGCUGUGUUCUUUACGAUUUGAGUAAUUUGCAUUGGUUCUUUUGUAAACGAGCAUUCUUGAGGUGUUCACCCCCCCUCCAUGUAAUGUUUAUUUGUAACAGCUCUUUGGGUAGUUACUUUAAAAUUGCUGCUACUAAUAGAUGAUGGGGAAGGAAGUGGUUCAAGAUUAAAUAUGUAAUCAUCUCACACACAGUCCAGUUUGCUCGUGUGUUCUAGUUAUUUUUUUUCACUGAGUAGAUGGUACUACAUUACCUCAUGAUGUAUCCCUUUACCCAGCCCUACGUUUUCAUGCCUGUAAUAAACUCU
Molecule: messenger RNA, 2954 nt
Organism: Mus pahari (shrew mouse)
Lineage: Eukaryota; Metazoa; Chordata; Mammalia; Rodentia; Muridae
Gene: Akap7
Product: A-kinase anchoring protein 7
Exons: 8
Coding region: 29-1075 (348 amino acids)
Cellular component (GO): cytosol
Molecular function (GO): protein kinase A regulatory subunit binding
Source: RefSeq, a predicted model, not a curated record